AUGACGAACUCCGGCGCCGCGCCCAAGUGUCUGGCUUGCGUUGUUGACCCGCGCAAGGGCAUCAACCAGCACCAAUGGCUCGUGAACAAGAUGGUGGCCGCUUGGAGGGAUGCUGACCCGGACGCCGAGUACAAGACUGUGGCCCAGGACGUCGCCAUCGCCUUCGACAAGGAAUUCGAUCCCCAAGUCCUCAAGCCUGUGUACAAGAAAGGCAAAUUUCAGGGUUACGAGACAGAAGAAGCGCGCGCAGAGCGGUGCGAUGGAAGGCCGGGGCGAAUCCUCCGGUGGGCUGAGAACCAUAAGGCGUGGAUCAACGCGCAGAGAAACAUGGCCCCUGCGCUGCUCCGUUUCCAACCUCAGCCUCCCGCAAAAGCGCGGCGGUCGCGCGCCUCGAGUGCGCGCGACUUAUACGUUCGGGACCACCCUGGCGUCGGCAAAGAUGUUUUCAAACUGAACCAGCCGGACGAAUGGCAGCGCUAUGAAGAAGCCUCGGCUAGAGAAAAGGCUGAACGUGCUUCUCGUGUGGCAGCCGGCGAGGAGAGUGACGGGGACGAAGAUGAAGAGGAUGAGGUAGAAGAUGCACCUACGCAGCAUGAUCUUCUCGCUCGGCUGCGCCUGAGCAUGCGCACUGCCAUUGAUUCGUGGGUUGAACAAACGGGCGCCGAGAUCUUUGUGUACAUGGGAAAAGUGCGAGAGGACGGAACAUCCAACCGUAGUUUGAUGAGUGCCGGAAAACGAGGGCGCGACCACCUUGCCCAGCGGGUCGUCACCCAGCCCCUCAUCAAGACACUGGAUGACUACGUGCUCGACGCGGGUGGUCUCACACCCCGUCCCGCGAACGCUUCCGCGUCUGGGUCAGCAACGCAGGAACACGCCGAGCCUCUGCCCAGUGCAACUCAUGAAAGUACCCGGGAGACGGAUCACCUCUCCGGCGGCCCUCAACCCCCGCAGAACGUGCCUCAAGCACUCCCAGACGUCCCCGUCCCAUCGGAGGGAGUACUAAGGGUAGAACACCCCACAGACGGCAAUGAGGGCGGCCCUCAACCGCCGCAGGACAUCGCUCCACCCAUGCAUGUGGCCGCUCAGCCACAGCGUAACGUCCCCGUCCCAUCUGAGGGCGGAGCAGUUCACGCGGAAGACUCCGCAGCUAGCCGCGACAACACCGAGAACGAUAUCAGUCACCCGCCCGGCGUUGAGGCGCCACGGGCGGUCGUGGUCUCCGGGGCUGAACUCAGUGUCGACGUCGUCCAGUUCAACGACGUCGCGCGUCCUGGCGCCGAGCCGCAGCCGCUGCAAGACGGGUCCAACGAUGACCCAGCGAUGGCGGACGAGCGAGCUGAGCCCAGUCUCGGUGUCGACCAACUCGCCGGCGUCGCGCAGCCCGCGCCUGCCGAACCGCCACAGCUCCAAGACGGAUUCAGUGAAGAACCAGCGGCUGAAGACGACGGAAAGAGUGAGAAGAUACCAGGCGAUCCCAUUGAGCCCGCGCAGCACGAUGCGCACGUACCUGAAUCCGCGACUGCCUCGGAUACUCUGCCUCAUGGUGAUGCCGAACCUGAAGGCCAGACAAAGGGUCCCCGCGCUGUCAAAAAGGGAACAUCGCGCCGGGGCCGAGGCCGCCAAACGAAAUCAAGUGGGAGGCGUGCCACUCUUGUGGCCCCGGAAGGCGAGCACCGCGCGCCAGCGCGUGGACAAAAGAGAGGGAGCCCCGAGGACGCAGAAAUGCCGGACGAGCCUUCGGGUCGUCCAAAGAGGGCGAAGAAGCAGGAUUACGCAUCGCUCCAUCGCAAGGGAAAGUAA
This is a messenger RNA of Fomitopsis serialis, 1800 nucleotides long. RefSeq lists its product as uncharacterized. The transcript is spliced from 8 exons. The coding region runs from base 1 to 1800 and encodes 599 amino acids. NCBI's taxonomy places the organism in Eukaryota, Fungi, Basidiomycota, Agaricomycetes, Polyporales, Fomitopsidaceae. The record is from RefSeq and is a predicted model, not a curated record.